CAGGUCCCCUGCGAGACGUGUACGAAGAGAGGGUGUGCAGCAAUAUGUCCCAAUGGUUCUCUCACUGCCGGUAAAGGCAAUCGGAUGGUUCUGGCCAACACCGAAGAGCUGCACAACCAAAUUGAAAUCAUGUCCACCCGGAUCCGCGAGCUCGAGGACGCCCUCACCAUUCUCCAAUCAGAAGUAUCUGACAAGCCUCAUGACCUCCUCAAGGACACCAUCAACGACCUCCUCCGCGAAUCGCCACUUUCAACCGCUGCCGAGCCGCCCGCACCGGGAGGGGGUUCGAGCGGGGAUAGUUCAGGAGCAGCGGAAACGGCGAAUGGAGAACCCAAGGAGGAUGCGAUGAUCGAUGCUUUUGGCACGCUCGCGAUCGGAUCAAAGGGAGAGUUGAACUUCACGGGCAGCACUGCAAGACCCGAGGUGAGUCUCAGACAUCCCAAAGUGCCCAUGCGCACACGUGUACUCACUUCAUACGUUCUUGCUCGUCACCCGCAGCCCCUCAUGAAGCCUACAGGCGAGCGGCAAAUCCUCCCACGGCUCUCCAAGCAAAUCAUGGAUGCCUGGCUGCCUGACUUCGACGGCCGAAGUCAACCAGAUCCAAACCUUACGCGUGCCGUCAUGAAUCUUCUCCCGCCGCUUUCAGAGGCGAUCCGUUUAUGUGAGAUUUACUUGGAGUGGGGCAAGGUUUUGUGGAGUCCGAUGCAGCGGUCCGAGCUCUUUGACGAAGUUAUCCAGGGGGUAUAUCGCGCCGAAUCAUUUGACAGCAUGGCCUCCUCUCAUUACUUGGCGCUCCUUUUCUCCGUCUUCGCCCUCGCGUCGCUCUUCGACGAGCGCAAAUCCCCAUAUUCCGCAGAGGCGCAAGAAUAUGCCGUGCUGUCGCAUGUUGCGCUCAACUUCAAGUCGCCGUGCUUCGAGACGUCUGUGUAUACCGUGCACGCCUUGUUGCACAUGGCGACAUAUCUCGACUUGUCGGACCUGAAGAUGGACUCAUCACAGUCGUAUAUUAUGAUUGGGUUCGCAGUGAAGCUCGGAUAUCGAAUUGGCAUCCAUCUUCACGGCAUUCGCUGGAACCUCGGCGAAGUUUGCGUGCAGAAGCGGAGUAACAUGUUCUGGCAUCUCUUCAUGAUGGACACAUGGCUCAGCUUUGCAACGGGUCGUCCUCCCAGUGUCUCUCCAGUGUGGACAGACGUGCCUUACCCGAACGACGAGUGGGCCCUAACCGCCGUGCGAUGGAAUGUAGGGCACAUGUGGGCCUUGAAGUACGCCGUGCUUCUGCACCAUGUUAUGACGACCGCCUUUAGCGGAACUCCGCCCACGUACGCGACAAUCCUCGAGCUUGACCGCAAGGUCCGCGACUUCCCCGUGCCGCCGCACCUCCGUCCGCGGUGUGAGGGCGAUGUCCUCGCCAAUGGCCUACCGAUGCAUCUGCAGAGGCACUUUAUCCUUGCGUACAAGGAAGCAGCGUUGCUCAAUCUGCACCGGACGUACUUUGCGCAAGCGCUCAAGGACAAGCCGAAUGACCCGUUGAAGCACAAGUACGGUCCUAGCGUGAUGGCAGCGUAUCGCAGCGCGUGGCGGAUGAUCGUGUGUCAGGCGCACUCAAUCAAGACUGUGCCGAAGAUUAUGGAGCGGAUGGGAAUAUUUUGGUCUCAGGCAUUUUCCGCUGCUAUCGUGAUGUGCAUGAUUGCUUCGAGGUGCCCAAACUCGAGCAUGGCGCAGAGCGCGCUUGCAGAGCUCGAUUCGGUGCACGACACAUUCACCAAGUUUGCGCCAGUGUGCAAGCCUGCUCAGAUCUUGCUCGUGCGUGUCUUCUCAUCUUGA
This is a messenger RNA of Coniophora puteana RWD-64-598 SS2, 1824 nucleotides long. RefSeq lists its product as uncharacterized. The record is from RefSeq and is a predicted model, not a curated record. The annotation marks the transcript as partial. Gene Ontology annotation, molecular function: DNA binding; zinc ion binding. The transcript is spliced from 12 exons. Lineage: Eukaryota; Fungi; Basidiomycota; Agaricomycetes; Boletales; Coniophoraceae. Gene Ontology annotation, biological process: DNA-templated transcription.